AUGACGGGCAGCUUCGGUGGUCUGAUUGGAGGAGAAGGUUCAAACCACAGGCCUCUCUCGAGCUUCACAUACGGAAACAGGUACGCAAAGUAUCCUGCACACGGCUAUGUCCGAGGUCAUCCCGGAGAGGGGAUGAGCAAUCCACCUACGUACCAGAUGUGUCGUCAAAUCGGGCACGACUUUGCAGCAAUGAAGGCAACGCAAUACAGGACCAGAUAA
Messenger RNA from Symbiodinium pilosum, 219 nucleotides. NCBI's taxonomy places the organism in Eukaryota, Dinophyceae, Suessiales, Symbiodiniaceae. The record is from the annotation of a GenBank genome assembly.